AUGGUGAACUGCGCUGUCUGUGGGAAAAUAAUCUACGCGGCUAAAGCAAAAAGGACGACGGGAUCACUUCCCCAGAAUGCGAUCCUCUUUAUGUCAUUGGCACUGGCUGGUCACAUGGACAUGGAGCUCGCACGUAAGCUUCUGGACCCGGCAACGAAGAAAAGGGAAUAUGUCUGCCAACGGCAUGUAGUGCAGGCGGCACAAUUCCUUCUUGCUGAAAUGGCGAUGCUAGGAAGUAGAAUACGGCAUUUCGAUGAUCCUAGCGCGUCAGGACGUACUGCGUAUGUGGCAUUUGUCGACAUUCCACAGAGCAUAGUACAUAAUCUGAACUAUGCAUCAGAAGUGGACGUUGAGGAAAGUCAAUGUGGAGAAGGCGAACAUGAUGCAGGAGAGGAAGCGCGUGAUUUCAAGGUAUCUGAAGAAGAACACACGGAAUCCCCAGAAGAAGAUUCUGGAGAGGUAAAUGCAACCUAUAUGUAA
This is a messenger RNA of Haemonchus placei, 480 nucleotides long. The record is from the annotation of a GenBank genome assembly. NCBI's taxonomy places the organism in Eukaryota, Metazoa, Nematoda, Chromadorea, Rhabditida, Trichostrongylidae.